UUUGGCCCGAGACGUUUUGACACCUGGUGCCCGGGACGCCCCGGCAAGCGAGGACCCCCCCCCGCCAGCUCAGGCAGCGCCUGCCCGACCAGGCCAUGGCCGUGCGCUCCGGGGUCCUCACCCUGGCCGUCCUGUGCGCGGCCGCCGGCCUGGUGGCCAUGGCGGCGACCAGCUUCGUGCCCGCGCCGCUGGCGUCCGGGGCCCUGCGCGGGGCGGGCGCGAGCCCAGCGGCGGCGGCGCUGGGCGCAGCCGUGGCGGCGGUGCCUUCGGCCGCGCACGCCGCCAAAGGGCUGGACCCCCUCGACACCAUCCUGAGGCUGGGGGCGCUCGUGACCAUCCUCAUCGGGCCCAUCGUCGGCUUCGGGCUCAUCCCCGUGAUCUUCGGCAGGGACGUCUCGAAGAAGUAGCCGCCCAGUGAUCGGGACGCCCGGGGACGGCUCUCGCGCCGGGCCUCUCGCACGCGCACCCCCCCCCCACCCCCCAUUUCUCCUGCUGUCUUCCUCCUCCUCCUCCUUGUCCUCUUCCUCCUCCUCUGGCCGUGGGCCAGGCGUUAAAAAGAGGAAAUGUCCUCAGUGAUUCCGAUGUCGGGGCCGGUGCUGGCCUCUUUCUGCGUGGCGUCUUCGGCUUGGUCCACGGAUGCGUGCCCCUUCCUCCCGCGACUCUCGCGUGGCGGCGCGCGGUGCCUCCCCCAGUUUUCUGGCCUUCGCCCGGCGGCUUCUCGCUGCUUUUGACACGGGAGCCCUCGGACGAACAAAAGGAAGA
Molecule: messenger RNA, 762 nt
Organism: Prorocentrum cordatum
Lineage: Eukaryota; Dinophyceae; Prorocentrales; Prorocentraceae
Source: the annotation of a GenBank genome assembly